Messenger RNA from Ochotona princeps (American pika), 1496 nucleotides. It is a transcript of the gene OC90, whose product is annotated as otoconin 90. The coding region runs from base 1 to 1455 and encodes 484 amino acids. The record is from RefSeq and is a predicted model, not a curated record. NCBI's taxonomy places the organism in Eukaryota, Metazoa, Chordata, Mammalia, Lagomorpha, Ochotonidae. Gene Ontology annotation, biological process: lipid catabolic process; phospholipid metabolic process; arachidonate secretion. The transcript has 15 exons. Gene Ontology annotation, molecular function: phospholipid binding; calcium ion binding. Gene Ontology annotation, cellular component: extracellular matrix.
AUGAUUCUCCUUCUGCUUCUCAGUGUGCUGCUGGUGCCCUCUACUGAGGGCCAUGCUCUGGAUACACCACACCUUCCUCGGGAGCUGCCUCCAGGACUCUCAAAAAACAUCAACAUCACAUUCUUCAAUGGGGUAUUUAAAAACGUGGAAAGUGUGGCUGAAAUUUUUGACUGCCUAGGAUCCCACUUCACCUGGCUUCAGGCUGUCUUCACCAACUUCCCUGCACUCCUCCAAUUCAUGAACGGCAUGAAGUGCGUGGCUGGCCUCUGCCCCCGGGAGUUUGAAGACUAUGGUUGCGCCUGUAGAUUUGAGAUGGAAGGGUUGCCCAUGGAUGAGCCUGACAGCUGCUGCUUCCAGCACCGCAGGUGCUAUGAAGAGGCGGCUGAGAUGGACUGUCUGCAAGACCCCAGCAAGCUCAGUACAGAUGUGGACUGCAUCGGCAAGAAGAUCACGUGUGAGUCCAAGGACCCUUGUGAGCAUCUACUGUGUACCUGUGACAAGACCGCCAUAGAGUGCUUGGCUCAGUCUGGCAUCAACUCUUCCAUGAACCUUCUGGAUUCUUCCUUCUGCCUGGCUCAGACUCCAGAGACAACCAGCAGAAAGGAGCUGCUAACGCUUCUGCCCAGAGAGUCUCCUGUGGAGCCCACAGAUAUCAGCCUGACAGCUCUCUCAGGAGAAGUGGCUGCUAAGACCAGAGCUAACAGACUGACCACUCUAAGCCAAACUGAAGCCAGGACCCAGGAGCUUAUCUGGGAAAGCAAGGCUACUCCUCCUCCAGAAUCUGCAGAGAUUUUUGCUACAGUAAAAAAUAUAGCUCUCAGUUCUGCUGGUGCUCGAUCUGUGGGGUUGGUGAUGUCAUCUGUUGAAAGCAGCCCUGAGGAGACCACUGGAAAAGCCUGUGACAGACUCACUUUCCUCCAUCCGGGAAGUGGGCACAACACAUUGGUGAUGCCACAGCUUGGAGAGAUGCUCUUUUGCCUGACAUCCCGGUGCCCAGAAGAAUUUGAGUCUUAUGGCUGUUACUGUGGACAAGCAGGAAGAGGCGAACCCAGGGAUGCUCUGGACAGGUGCUGUUUAUCCCAUCACUGCUGCCUGGAGCAGAUGAGAAGGCUGGGCUGCCUGCCGGAGAGGCUUUCCCAGUCAGCGGUGAUGUGCGUGGAUCACAUCCCCAAGUGUGCUGGACAUAGCCUGUGCCAGAAGCUGCUGUGCGCCUGUGACCAGGUGGCUGCUGAGUGCAUGGCCUCUGCCUCUUUUAACCAAAGCCUCAAAUCGACAGACAGGCAAGAAUGCCAGGGCAUGCAGGUGUCCUGUGAUAGCAUGCAAGGAGGGCCUGCAGCCUCACCCCUGGGCUCCAGCUCUGAAGAGAACAGCGAGGAGGCCACAUCCCACAAGGAGGGCCCAAGAAGAGCCAGAAGAUUCCUGAGGAAGUCCCUUGGUCCCCUGGUGACUCCAUGACUCCUUGAAAGCUAGAUUCCCAGAGCAUGACAAGCAUAGCC